GGCUGUGCCAUCUGCAAGGGCAGUGCCUGGUUUACGAUUUGCUGUAUGCACACAACAAAGUUUGGAAACACAGUAGCGCCGCCGCGUUUUAAUAUUGGAUACAUUGUGGACACACACGGCUUUCCUGGGUUGCUUCCUCCUGCGCUCUAAGUAUAUUUUAUACACUUGUUUCCCCCCUGUCCGAAAGCUACGGGAUAUGUCGAGAGACGGAGGCGUUGCUUCCUCUACCCAAAGCCUGCUCAAGUUGGGACCCUGACGCGCUAUGACAUGAAGGAUCAUACAUGUGGACGUCACUGAAGUUGCAAAACAGGAGGACGACUCUUGCAUUUUUCCGCUGAACUGAUCUCUUAACGAUCCACCUUGCCUCAGGCAACACAGUGGGCUGGCCUGCUGUUAGACUAUCUUUUGCCACCUGUCAAACACUACUGCCAUCAUGCAGACCUCAUCGCUCCGCCGCCAGAUGAAAAACAUGGUAAACAACUACACAGAGGCUGAGAUCAAGGUCCGGGAGGCCACUUCUAAUGACCCUUGGGGUCCUCCCAGUUCGCUUAUGUCUGAAAUCGCAGACCUGACCUUCAAUGUAGUGGCUUUUACUGAGGUUAUGGGUAUGAUCUGGAAGCGGCUCAAUGACCACGGUAAAAACUGGCGCCAUGUUUAUAAGGCACUGACCCUGGUGGACUACUUGAUCAAAACAGGCUCUGAGCGUGUGGCUCAGGAGUGCAGAGAGAACAUAUACACCAUCCAGACUCUGAGAGACUUCCAGUACAUAGAUCGGGAUGGACGUGACCAGGGUGUCAAUGUCCGUGAGAAGGCCAAGCAUCUAGUAGCUCUCCUGAGGGAUGAAGAAAAGCUAAAGAAGGAGAGGAGCCAAGCACUGAAGACCAAGACACGCAUGGCAGGGGUCACUGGUGGCUUGGGCUCUGGAUCCAUGCCUCCUCCAUAUCCAGGUCGCCGCACUAGCCAUCCCAGUUCAGCAGGGCUGUACGGGGAUGAGACUGGCAGGUGCAGAGGCUCACCAACCUCCGUCCACUCCUCCUCUUCCUCUCCUCGACUUGCUCCAGACCUGGAGCAAGCUCGGCCCACGACCAGCGGAGAAGAGGAGCUGCAGCUGCAGCUGGCCCUGGCGAUGAGCCGAGAAGAAAGUGAAAAGCCACCUCCCACAGUGGAUAUUGAUGAACAGACCCAGCUCCAGAUCGCUAUGAGUCUCAGCAAGGAAGAGGCCCAGAAGCCAGCCGAACCUGCACCUGCCACAGUGGAUAUGGAUGAGGAUACCCAGCUCCAGUUAGCUCUGAACAUGAGCAAGGAGGAGCACCAGCAGGAGCAACUCAGUCGUCAAGGAGAUGAGUCGAUGCUCCGGAAAGCUCUGGAGGAGAGCAAACUUGAGAUGCAGUCGAAAGGCGGGACUGCCUUCAUGGACCUGGUAGAUGUUUUUGCAGUGCCCAUAGAUCCACCUCCAAGUGACCAAAACUGGAAUAAUGCCCCAUACCAGGCAGCUGCUCAUGCGGGCGGCACAGACCCCUGGGACUCUCUGGAAGGCAGCACCAACACCUCGAGAGUAGAGUCUCCCUGGAUGGCACCGCCAACUUCCAACAGCCCUCCCCCACCAUGGGAACCAAGCCAGCCCCCAGCUGACCCCUGGGACGGCCCACAGAGUAAUGUCUCCAACCCCAACGCCACAGGUCGAGUAUGGGCCUUCCCGGCUGUCACAGGUGUGUGUGUGUUUGAUCCAUUCUCAGCCCCAUCGGCUCUCAAGGUACCUUCUCCCCGAACUGGAAGUCCCUCAGAUGGGGAUCUUUUUGAUGAAGCCAUGGAUGGAGGUCGGGUGAAUGUCAAUGGACGAGGGGAGGGCAGUCCUGAGCUAUUUGACCUGUCCCGUCUUGGAGAAAGCCUGGCUGCCCCCAGCCCUCGUUCAUGUCGAACCCCUGAGUCCUUCCUAGGCCCCACAGCAGCUUCAUUGGUGAACCUGGACACCUUGAUCCCAGCAAAUGCCCCAGCCAAGAACAAGAACCCCUUUCUAUCAGGCCUGAGUGCUCCUUCAGCCACAAAUCCAUUCCAAGCUGAGCAGACCAGACUAACUCUGAAUCAAAUAGGCUCUGGCUCUGGUUCCACCUCUGCUGCCACUUCUCUUUCGUACAGUGCCUCGUUGCCCCUGCCUAUGAGCCACCAGCCUGCCAGCCUUCCAGCAUCACUCACUCACCCCACCCAGCCUGGUGUAGGCCUGCCAGUGAGCCUCCCUGAGCCCUUGUUGCCCCUCUCCACAGCCAGCUCUCAGGGGUCACAGGCAGCACAGAACAAUCAGAACCCUUUCUUAUGAGGACCAACUAAACUGGAGAAAAAUACCAUAGAAAAAGGGGAAUACCAUUAGGUUUUGCUUUUGAAGUAUCACUAUAACCACAGAUUGAACUACAUCCCCCAAAGCCUUGUAUGAAAUCCCUAUUCCUAGUUGUUUUUAUAUUGUGGUAUAAUACAGUAACCCUUAGACUGAUGCAAGCUGGUUCUUCUCUUCACGGCAACCUGUCCUGCUCCUCUUGUCAUGAAUGCAGUAAUAGGUCAUAAGAUAUAAUGCCUAUAUAUCAGAAAAUGUCAUGUAAUGCCAUGUAAAUCUUUCUUAAGACUAUAACCUAUUGCUAAUUAACUUCAGAUAGACACCUACAAAAAAGCACAGUUUUUUUGAUAUUUUGUUGUCACUGUACUUCGCCAUAAUUUCCAGGCACUUUGAUACUAGUCAACCUAGUAUCCGGCUCACUCAGCUGUUUGUGUUAUUGGCGUAACUGGAUGCUGAUGUCAUAUACUUUCUCAUAAGCGUUGACAGUGACUAAAAGACAUGGCCAGUCCCUGAAACGUUUCUGCAUCCACAUGGUUAAGUCUAUGGAGCUUCUGUUGGACCAGAGCUGAUGAUAACAUCAGCAUAUAUAUAAUGUUACUAUAGUAAAAGGAAUUGCUGGGGUUAACUGGAUAAAAUUGGAGUUUGGGAGGACUGUAAGUGCUUCAGAAUUUACUAUAAGCAAAGCAACAUUAGAAAAUGUAUGAAUCAUGAAUUUUAUUAAUUGUUUGUGAACCACUGACUCAUCAAAUACAA
Messenger RNA from Scomber scombrus (Atlantic mackerel), 3079 nucleotides. RefSeq names its product epsin 3a (gene epn3a). Gene Ontology annotation, biological process: endocytosis. Gene Ontology annotation, molecular function: phospholipid binding; clathrin binding. Bases 434 to 2314 code for a protein of 626 amino acids. NCBI's taxonomy places the organism in Eukaryota, Metazoa, Chordata, Actinopteri, Scombriformes, Scombridae. The record is from RefSeq and is a predicted model, not a curated record. Gene Ontology annotation, cellular component: endosome; clathrin vesicle coat; plasma membrane. The transcript is spliced from 11 exons.